Messenger RNA from Punica granatum (pomegranate), 1612 nucleotides. Lineage: Eukaryota; Viridiplantae; Streptophyta; Magnoliopsida; Myrtales; Lythraceae. The record is from RefSeq and is a predicted model, not a curated record.
CACUCCUCACAUUAUUAUUAGCUAAGCCAGCCACCUGCCCUUUUUCCUUUCUUCUAUCAUCCGUCCGUCCCUCUCUCUCUCUCUCUCUCUCUCUCUCUCUCUCUGUAUUCUAUAUAUUUGGUGCAAGUGCAAUUUUAUUCGGGUUCAGUUUAUACUGAUCGAAUCGUAAUGCAAGACCAUAAGGGUAAUGUUAUUAAUAGCAAGCAUGUUGUGAUACGAAGUUACGAUGAGGACAAAGACUGUGCUCGGGUUGAAGAUCUCGUAAGACGUUGCGAGGUAGGGCCAGCUGGGAGAGGUUUCCUCUACACGGAUACUUUGGGAGACCCAAUUUGCCGUAUACGCAACAGUCCAGUUUACGAGAUGCUUGUGGCGGAGAUGGACAACGAGUUGGUCGGAGUCAUUCAGGGUUCCAUAAAGGUUGUCACCAUCCAAAUUUCCCCCAGGGAUAUGGCCAAGGUGGGCUAUGUACUCGGAUUGCGAGUUGCCCCGACCUAUCGACGAAAACGGAUAGGUUCUAGUCUAGUUUGCUCACUCGAGGACUGGUUCGUGUCCAACGGGGUGGAAUAUGCCUACAUGGCCACGGAGAAGGACAAUGAGGCCUCUGUCCAGCUCUUCGUGGACCGGCUCGGUUAUACCCAGUUUCGCUCCCCCUCGAUCCUUGUGAACCCUGUCAACCAGUUCCGGCGCCUUCGCAUAUCUUCCAGCAUUGAGAUCAAGAAGCUGACGCCUGAGGAUGCAGUGCCAAUGUACAAGAGAUGUCUAGGCUCAGCCGAGUUCUUCCCUCAUGACAUCGACACAAUACUAAAUAAUAAGCUUAGCCUGGGGACAUGGGUUGCGUACUACAAGACUGAUCCCUGGAAGAGUAAUAGUAAUAAUAACAAUUACAAUAAUAAUAGCAAUAGUAGUAGUAGUAUCAAUAAUAGCACAGGUUUUAGUGAUAAUGGUCGAUACGGCCCGAGUAACUGGGCCAUGCUGAGUGUGUGGAAUAGCGGGGAGCUGUUCAAGCUAAGGCUAGGGAAUGCGCCGUUAUCGUGCAUGAUCUACACGAAGAGUUCAAAACUGAUGGACAGGUUCCUCCCAUGCUUUAAAGUUCCUUCGAUACCCGAUUUCUUCAGCCCGUUCGGGUUCUACUUCAUAUAUGGGCUUCACAGCGAAGGGACACGGUCGGGGAAGCUUGUAAGGAACUUGUGCCGAUUCGUGCACAACAUGGCUACGAAAUCAUCGUCCAAGGAUUGCAAGGCUAUCGUCACGGAGGUUGGAAGUGGUGACAGGAUUAGGGUUCACAUACCCCACUGGAAGUUACUCUCAUGCCCGGAGGAUCUUUGGUGCAUAAAGGCCAUGAGGGGUAAGGAGAGAGGCAACCUCCAUCAGUUGACGACUACACCUCCAACUGCACCUCUUUUUGUAGACCCCAGAGAGGUAUGAGUAUGACAGACAAAUAUGAUGUUUAAUUAUACCUAGUGCUGACCAUAACACAGAGUUAUUUUAUGUAUGUCAGAGUAAAUAUAUCAUAUACGUAUUUGUUUUAUGUAGAGGUCGCAUGUUCGACACCUAAUGAAACUAUGCGUGUCCAUUUAAUAGUUAUUUUAUAAUUUCUCUUUCAUUAUAUUAG